AUGCCGCUCGACGUCAAGCCGCGCCUUCCCCGCAUGCCUGGGAAUCGUCCCAAGGCCACCCUUGUCGCUGCUGCCGCUGUCCCCGCUGCCGAAGGUGCCGAGGCCACUGAGGGAGCUGCUCCCGAGCCCUCGACCUCCCGUACCCGGCUCGACCUCGGUUCGCGCGCACCUGGCGAUGCAAUGGACGUCGACACCCCUGCUCCUGCUCCUGCCCCCACCGCCGCCGCCGAAUCCAAGCCCGCAGCUACACGAGCGGCUCCCGCGGGCCCCUCUUCAGCCCCCAUGGCCAUCUCGCGCUCCACCACCGCCGGCAGCGACCGAAGCGGUACUGCACCACCUCCGGCCGGCGGCGAAGCCGUGACCAAGAUGAAGUUCAAGCCCAAGAUGCCCAUCCGUCGCGCUGCUACGCAGAUGGACGUCGAGGUUAAGGCUGAGCCAUCAUCGUCAGCGUCGACUGCUGCUAUCCGUGGUCGUCCAUCGGCUCGCGCUCGCGGCGCCCGCGGCCGUGGCGGAGCGGCUGGCGCUCCUGGACGCAGCAACACCCAGCAGAGCUUCAACCAGACCGUCGCGGCUGGUCCCUUUGGUGGUAACCGUGCAACCUCCUCUCGCCGCGUCGUUGCGCCCCCUCCCCCACCGCGUACCGGCUACGGUGCCGACCCGUCGAGCAUCGAGGUGUACUCGGACAACGAGGACGGCGGCCAUGCCGGUGGUGUGAUUGAUAUCGAGGCUGUCUCGGGUCUGUCAGAAUCGGCCCCGACCUCGAUCUACCGUGACCGUGACCUGGACGGCGGCAAGGCCAAGGCCAAGGAGAUGGAGAAGGCCAAGCUCAAGGAUAUGAAGCGCAGGAAAAAGGCCGAGCGCGCUGCUCGCGCCGCUGCGCUGGCUGCUGCCGGUAACCGUGGUCAGUCGCUUGCCGAACUCAACAACGUCAACGUCAAGGCCGAGCCCAUCUCGCCGUCCCGCCCCACUGCGAUCCUUCCGGACCCGAACGCGGGUGUGCCCGCCCCGCUCGGCCGUGUAGGCGACUCGAUGAUCCCAGCCGACGAGCAGGACGACCGCGACGAGGCUGGCCGUCGUGUGCGCGCCGCCACGACCGGUACUGUCGGCACUACGGGCGACACUACCCCCGAGACGGAGGAGGUCAAUGCCGCGCACGCCGUCAACCUCUCGGAGAGUGAGAGUGAAGAGGAAGAGGAGGACAUGGAGGGUGAUUUCGUCUUUGUCGACGGCCUGGAUAACCCCGAGGACAAGCUCUUCACCUUCCAGUUCCCCUCGCAGUUGCCCAAGUUUGUGUCUCGCGCCCCCGUCGACGCCACUGCCGAUGGCGGUCCCGAGGAGGUCAAGCCUACCCCGGCCACCCUCCGCGGCCGCCGCAAGAGCGGCGCCGUCGCCCCGCCUCCCGAGGGCCGUAUCGGUACCCUGUGCGUCAUGAAGAGCGGCAAGGUCAAGCUCGUCAUGGGCGAGGGCAACGGCGGUAUCGUCAUGAACGUCACCCCCGGAGUCCCGACCACUUUCCUGCAGCAGCUCGUCCACAUGGACGCCAAGGCCAAGAGCACCACCGUCCUCGGCGAGAUCCACAAGGGCUACGUCGUCACGCCCGACAUUGACCGCCUGCUCGAGGAGCUCUUCAUCAACGGCGGCGAGACGCCCGGCGACCGCGAGCGCGCCCAGGCCGUCAUUGACAGGCGGGUCAAGAUGGAGCGCGGCCUGGUCAAGAUGGAGCCCAGCUCGCCAUGA
Molecule: messenger RNA, 1737 nt
Organism: Apiotrichum porosum
Lineage: Eukaryota; Fungi; Basidiomycota; Tremellomycetes; Trichosporonales; Trichosporonaceae
Exons: 3
Coding region: 1-1737 (578 amino acids)
Biological process (GO): transcription by RNA polymerase III
Cellular component (GO): RNA polymerase III complex
Molecular function (GO): DNA binding
Source: RefSeq, a predicted model, not a curated record